AUGGAAGAUAUCACCCCUCCGUUUCUUGGUGUCUCCAAAGCGAGACCGAUCCUACAGUGCGUGGUCAAGGGAACGCAGCUGCCAUCCAGAAAAGGCCCUGUAGGCUCCACCGACCUCGACGAAAACCAUCCUAGGUCCAUCAUCAAUCCCCCAACCAAAAGCCUGUUUCGCGAUCUGAUUGCCGAUGAGAAUGGAGCCAAAAUUCUCCUCGACAAUUAUUUGGAGAGAGUGAUUACGCAGUAUCCUAUAUACCACCGGACUGAUGUGACGACAGCCUUCAACUCCAUUUAUCCCAAUAAGGCAUUAAAGCCAGACGAGGACUCUGUUCGUCACCAAUACGUUGUAUGCAUGGUAAUGGCUAUUUCGCUGAGUACGCACGCCCGGAAGAAUGUAGCAAAAGCCAAUCAGCAAGCGUUUCAGCUUGUCAGGUGUGCCAUGCAGUGGAUUCCAGAAGUUGCAACAAACGACAUUGCUGGUCUGCAGGCGAUCCUUCUCCUGACACAAUACAUCUUCCUGAACCCGGGUAUGGCGGACCUCUGGCUUCUUACAGGUCUGAUAAGCCAAUCAGUGAUAGACCUUGGUCUGCAUCAAGAAUUGCCCAUCGACGCCCAAAUAUCCGACUACCAACGCGACAUGCGGCGACGCCUGUUCUGGUGCGCAUGGGAGAUGGAAGUCGGAGUGUGCUCCAUCUUUCUGUUUCCAACUAGCCUGCCCAUAAAGGGGAUUCAGGUGAAGUUCCCACUAGAGAUCGACGACACUGCCAUCACCCAGCAUGGCACCGUCCCUGAAGGGCGGAUAUCCAAAUUCACCCAACGGAUCAUAUGCAGCUUCCGACUGAUCGAAGCAGAAUUUGUCUCAGUCAUGUGGCAGCAGGAGCCAAUACCGCAGGAAUUCGAUUCUCUCGAAAGUUGGGGCCAAAGUUGCAUUGACCGCAUUUGCCAGUGGCAACAAGAGAUUUACGCUGCAGCGCGCGCAAACCAAGACCCGGGCCUUCUAGCAAGGUGGGAAGAAAUGACGUUGUACUCCGACAUUGCUGUGCCAUACGUCUACUUUAUGCUCAAUCGACCAUCGAAGCGCACACCAGUCCCUACCACGGAUCAGAGGAUGGUCGCAUUGGCAAACGCAGUGAAGAUUGCUGCAGGCUACUUCAAACAGGCAGAAGCUGCUCCUGGGAGGAUCAAAUAUGUGUUUCACCCGUGUCAUCAUGUCUUCCACUCCGCUAUCGUCUUCUUGGAAGGUCUGCAGUAUUGCAAGCCCGAGGUUCUCACUAUGUAUUCUUGGGAGCAGGUGGAAGAGUUCAUGAACGUCUUCGCAGAGUGUUUUCGUUCGAUCCGCGAACGAUGGACUGCUGCCACACGUUGUCUCGAAGAGUAUGAGCGGUCCUUAGCGCCUGUAAAGCAGGAGUACAUGGAACUUUACGCCUCGAAGGCGAGCAUCAGGGAGCUCACAGUGCCGCCAGCUAUCGCUCCUACGGUGUGUGGUCCGAGUUUUCACGACGUCCCUGGUCUUCUCCCAACCGAAGUCGGAGGAUGUCUGUCUCACUGGAAUCUUUUCAACCCCACUGCCACGUCAGAACCUGUCGAACCACUCAAUGCAUACACAUACACAACCACGCCUCGCGACUGGAAUGCAGAGUUUCACCUAUAUCCCAGCGUUGAGCAUGUGCACGGGAUGGAAUCUCAAUGA
This is a messenger RNA of Ascochyta rabiei, 1686 nucleotides long. RefSeq lists its product as uncharacterized. NCBI's taxonomy places the organism in Eukaryota, Fungi, Ascomycota, Dothideomycetes, Pleosporales, Didymellaceae. The transcript has a single exon. Gene Ontology annotation, molecular function: DNA-binding transcription factor activity, RNA polymerase II-specific; zinc ion binding; sequence-specific DNA binding. Gene Ontology annotation, biological process: positive regulation of transcription by RNA polymerase II; DNA-templated transcription. Bases 1 to 1686 code for a protein of 561 amino acids. The record is from RefSeq and is a predicted model, not a curated record.